Messenger RNA from Monodelphis domestica (gray short-tailed opossum), 5399 nucleotides. It is a transcript of the gene KIF24, whose product is annotated as kinesin family member 24. Gene Ontology annotation, cellular component: microtubule. The record is from RefSeq and is a predicted model, not a curated record. Gene Ontology annotation, molecular function: microtubule motor activity; ATP binding; microtubule binding. NCBI's taxonomy places the organism in Eukaryota, Metazoa, Chordata, Mammalia, Didelphimorphia, Didelphidae. Gene Ontology annotation, biological process: microtubule depolymerization; microtubule-based movement.
GUUCGAACGGGCGCUUGACGGUGUUGCCAUGGGGACACGGCCAGGCCUUCCAAUCCAGUCGGUUUGUUGACACGCCGGCGGGUCACCUGGGGCUGUGCCCCGGUGCGUCUGAGCAGGAACAGUCAAAGGUUCGGAAGCCCGGGGGCAGCAGAUGGACCACAUGCCUUGACAUUCAGUUGAACAUCUAAAAUUAGGCAUGUUACAUUCAGUUGCUGAGGGGACAAAGUUUCAGUACUUCAUGGCAUUCAUCAUCUUCAGAAACAAUUAAAAAUUUAACAACUCGCAAUAAUGGCAUCAUGCUUAUAUGAAUGUCUUUGUGAAGCAGAACUUGGAAAAUACUACCCUCAUUUUGCUGCCUUUGGUCUUCAGAAAAUAGAUGAAUUAGCUAAAGUUACAAUGGAAGACUACUCUAAAUUAGGAAUACACAACAUGAAUGAUCGUAAACGCCUCUUCCAACUCAUUAAAAUCAUUCAAAUCAUGCAGGAAGAAGAUAAAGCCACUGAUAGCACCCCCCAAGAUUUCUUAACAAGUGACCUCUACAUCCAUCCUCAAGCACCUCCAAGCUCAGGACCUCGAAGGCAACUCUGUUUUGAUGCUUUUGCCAACAACAAAAAACAAACUGCUGGGGAUUUUGCAGUUGACACGUGUAAUCUGUCAGACUUUUAUUCAGCUGAUCACAAACCCAGUUUAGUAGAUAUGCUGGAGCAUAUCCUACCAGGUGAUACUCAGUACAAUAAAAAGCCAAGAACUCCCAGUGCCGCAUCUGCUGAUACAUGUGUGCAAACAGCAACAAACAGUACAGCAGUGUUCUCACCAAAUAACCUUUCUCCACUUUUGGGGGAUAUUGAAGUACCUACCAUACAAAGAGUCACUCACAUUUCUGGAUAUAAUUAUGGAAUCCCUCGUUCUUAUGUCAGAGAGAAUAUCUCAGAGAAAGAUGAUGUUUGGACUGAAACUGAGAAAAUCAGAGUGUGUGUACGGAAACGCCCCCUAGGCACAAAGGAAGAAAAACGGGGAGAAUUUAAUAUUAUUACUGUAGAAGAUAAAGAAACUUUACUGGUCUCUGAAAAGAAAGAGGCAGUUGACCUUUCCCAAUAUAUUCUACAGCAUGUUUUUUAUUUCGAUGAAGUCUUUGGUGAGACAUGUACCAAUCAAGAUGUAUAUAUGAAGACCACUCACCCACUUAUUCAGCAUAUUUUUAACGGAGGAAAUGCCACUUGCUUUGCAUAUGGACAGACAGGGGCUGGAAAGACUUACACCAUGAUAGGGACUCAUCAAAACCCAGGACUCUAUGCUCUUGCUGCUGAAGACAUCUUUAAGCAGAUAGACAUAGACGAGCCAAGGAAAGACCUCUCUGUGUGGAUUAGUUUUUAUGAGAUCUACUGUGGACAACUUUAUGAUCUACUAAAUGGAAGGAAAAGACUUUUUGCAAGAGAAGAUAGUAAACAUGUUGUACAGAUAGUAGGAUUACAGGAACUUCCAGUAGAUAAUGUGACUCUCCUUUUAGAGGUGAUUUUGAAGGGUGGCAAAGAACGCAGCACUGGUGCUACUGGAGUCAACUCAGAUUCCUCCCGUUCCCAUGCUAUAAUCCAAAUUCAGAUAAAAGAUUCAGCCAAGAGAACCUUUGGAAGGAUAUCUUUCAUUGACUUGGCUGGAAGUGAGAGAGCAGCUGAUGCCCGAGAUUCAGAUAAACAAACAAAAAUUGAAGGUGCAGAAAUAAACCAGAGCCUUCUAGCUCUAAAAGAAUGCAUCCGUGCAUUGGACCAGGAACAUGCUCAUACUCCCUUCAGACAAAGCAAAUUAACUCAGGUACUGAAGGAUUCAUUCAUUGGUAAUUCCAAGACCUGCAUGAUCGCCAAUGUAUCACCCAGCCACAUGGCUACAGAGCACACCUUGAAUACUUUACGUUAUGCUGACAGGGUGAAAGAACUCAAAAAAGGAAUUAAAUGCUAUACUCCAGUUACCAGUCGAAAUCGGCCAACUGGAAAUGUGACUCCAAAACGGAUUCAGUGUUCACCUUCAGGGCUGCUAGGAGACAAGUGCUCUCCCAAAAAAGUAAAGUUGGGAUUUCAGCAACCUCUCACAUCAGCCUUCAGCACUACACGAGGAAAGUGUUGUCCUUUAACCUUCCAUUCAACCAGUGUCCCUUUUUCUUCCACCCCCAAAGCAAUGGGCAAAAGCCAUGCUUCUAAAGGAAGUCCCAACUAUGCAUGGGUCAUCCCCACUACUCCCACUAAAGAAAAGACAGAAUCUCCUCCAAAGAAGAAGACAGAAGAUUGUACAUUGGGUUUUGAGAAAUUCUAUCCUAACAAGGACCUGGCUGGCAAUCUAACCACAGCUGCAGUGCUAGAAAAUAGGGGUACAGGCCUUGGAGGCACCUGUGUGCCAAGCCAGUUCAAAAAAGGAUCAGCAGUGCAGAAGCAAGUUGUGCCCCGAGGUGGUUUCUCUUUUGGGGAUCCCCAUCAUGGAGAGCCAUGCAGUCAUACCUGUGAGAAGGUGCUAAACACACCCUGCCCUGAAGCUUGGACUACCAUUCCUCCUCAUCAGAAAGACAGGGAAGCACAUUUGCGCUUUUAUCACCAGCAAUUUCAGCAGCCACCUCUUCUCCAACAGAAGUUAAUCAGUCAUCCACUGGAACAGUUUUUAUUCCAGUACAACCCCCAAGAAAUUAGACUUCAGCUAGAUACACCUCCUUAUUCACAAAACCAAGAUGCCACCCAACUGGAAGACUUUGAUGACAGUGAUUUCAGUGAAGAUUCUUUUUCACCUACUUUUAACCAAAAGACAGCCAAGAGAAGAAACACCCUGGAAUGUAUUGAACAUUCAUUCUUCCUUCAUCAGAGAAAAGAACAAGGAACUGAGGAGCAAAAAAUUGAAAGUGAGAAGAAUUUGUUUUUUAACUACAAGAUAAAUACUCAAGAGAAUGAUGUGAAUAAAAAUUGUGUUUAUACCAGGAAUCCAACCUGUCUAGACCCUGCAGAGCUGAAUAAAGGGCACCACUACAAUAAAUCCCUUAAUGAUAGGAGCCUAGAGGAUAACAUGACUUCCUCAGGCUCUUCUCCAAGACACAACUUGGCAGAACAGCCUUAUUGUUCACAGGUAGAUUUUAUCCAUAACAGGAGAAGGGAUAAUAACCUAGCAUUUGACCAUAAACAUUUCCUUUUCAAAAAUGAGCCUCGUGUGCAGGCUGAUGGUACCUCCUUAUUACCAGAAAAGGACACAUCCACUUUGUCGGCAUUAAACUUUGCAAUUCAAAGGGGUUCGGUCAUCUUACCACAGGAAGAAAGCAGGGAUAGCAACCAAACUCAACAGAUGAAACCAAUGAAGAGAAAUAACCUUAAUGCUAAAGGAGAUUUUUGUGAGAUAUCAGGGACUUCAGCAGAGUCCACUUCCUGGCCAGUGGCCCCUCUCACAAUAUCUCUUCUCGAGAGCACAGAUAAAGAAGCUGCUAAUGAACUCUUUCUUAACCAGAUGUCAAGAUCUCCUCAGAGAAAGAAACAGGUACUAAAUGUGAUUACAAUGAAUUCUGAAAAGUGUGACAAGGAAGUCAAAAUACCCAAUGCAACCAAAGAUCUCACAGCAGAAAAUGCCAGUACACUGGGUAUGGACAAACCAACAUUGGAUUCUGAUAGCAAGUCAACUCUGCUGUUGUCUCUUCAGUCAAAGGACCAGUGGUUUUUGUCAGGGUCCGCUGCUGCUGCUAUGCCUGAUAAUGAUCUCGCAAACAUCUCAGCCAUCCAUCAGGUCUCAGUUAAUAAUCUGUCAGUAAGUGAAGGCAAUGUAGAAGAGUCUUUAGAGGACAAAGUGGGAACGAUGGCCUUCAGAAACAUAAAAUGUCAAGACUAUAUCAACAGCAAGCAUUAUGAGGCAGAUACAGAAGAAACUGUGCUGACGUGGGAUUUGAGCUCCCCCCAAAAGACCCACCCUGAGGAGAGUCCAGGAGUCAGCCUUCAGCCAACCUCUCCCAUGGUUCCUGCAGAUGUGCCUGAAAAAGGGUUUUCAAGCAGCCCAACGGUUCUUACAAAUGCCAGAAAUGUUUGUUCCUCUAACCAACCCCUGGACAAAGAGAACAAACUCCAGAAAACUGAUAGCCCCUUCAAGUUGGCUUUUAGUAGUGAGGAAAUUGGACAGCUAAAACAUAGACUGAUCCAAAGCAUCUUUACAGAAUCAGGCUUUCUUGGGGAACAUGUUGCAAGCUCUCUGAGUGCUGAGCACUUGAAUUCUCCCACCAGCAGUCAAAGCAGCCCAUUUCAGCUUGUGAGAGAGAGGUACAAGGAAACCCUGAUACAAGCACAUAGUAGUCCAUUAUAUCAGCAUGCCAGCUUGUUCAGCCAUCACGCAAGCAAUGGGUUCAUCACAGGAAUUUGCAGUACAAGGCAGAUUGUCAUUCAAGCCCACCAGGAACAGCUAGACAAAAUGGCAGAACUGGGCUUCAAGGAGGAGAGUUUGAUCAAUCAAAUGUCAGGAGCUGAUUUUGAAGACUUUGUGACACAACUGGAUGAAAUCAUGGUCCUGAAAUCCGAGUGUAUCCAGAGCCUCCGAGACCAUCUGAAGCUAUACCUUGCAUGUUGCAGGCCUGAAGCUGUCCUAGAGAGAACAUCAUCCUCUUAGAUUGAAGUUUACUGUGGAGAAGUGGAGGGAGGAAUGGAGGGUGGAUGAGGAACACCCCAGCAUGUCUUGAUCAUGCCAAUGACUUAAUUUUGUUCUGAUUCCUUUAUGACUGGUACACAGUUAAGAAAGACAGGGUAGAACAUACCUGUGCAGAGGUGCCAGCUCAGUAGAGUAGCCCCCUGCGUCUCUGACAAAUCAGUCCUCAUGCCCAGUGCUCCUAGCCUUAACGUACGCUGUGCCCCAUGGCAGUGAAGCUUAAGCUAAUGUGGCUGCUUUUCUUGUUACUGAGUGAAGAGUCCCACCCAAGAUCAGGAAGAGACUAUAUGCAGGUAUUGUAGGUCUAUUGCAUAGGAGUGGACAGGACGGCCAGAAGAGUUGGACACAAAGCAUCUAGGGAAAGGAACACUGAGUAGGCCAUUCUUGGGAUGCAGUGCUGCUAGAAGCUGCUUGGUCAGCUGCACAAUUCUUUUAGAACAGAAUUUGACUAAUAAUUAGCAGAAGUUUAAGUAAUGGGCAGGAAUUGCCUAGAAUUUUUUUGAAAGAAGCAUGGACUCUGAAUGUCAGGGAGCAGAGAAGGGAUUUCCACCAUUAGCUAAUGGUUCCUUUCUUUACUACUUGGAGGUUUUGGGCAAAAUUGAAGAGUAAUAAGCUCAGGCCUAGAUUCCUCCCAAAUCCUAGGAAUUGGAGACCAAGAUUGUUUUGAGUUUUUAAGUUGACUUUAAAAAAAUUAGUGAGACUAAGUUAAAUUUGAUAUGCAUUCAAUUAAUAAAAGAGGUCUGAUUUCCACA